Molecule: messenger RNA, 2045 nt
Organism: Scaptodrosophila lebanonensis
Lineage: Eukaryota; Metazoa; Arthropoda; Insecta; Diptera; Drosophilidae
Gene: Wnt2
Product: protein Wnt-2
Exons: 5
Coding region: 803-1882 (359 amino acids)
Biological process (GO): canonical Wnt signaling pathway; positive regulation of JNK cascade; cell fate commitment
Cellular component (GO): extracellular region
Molecular function (GO): cytokine activity; frizzled binding
Source: RefSeq, a predicted model, not a curated record
CGAUCGACACGACAAUCGCGCGAUCUCUCGCGGUCUCUGCUGUCUCUUGCGGUCUCUUCGUCGGAUGGACAGUGCGUGUGUGUGCAGCUCUUGAUGCUGAGGCUGAGGCUGAUGCUGCUGAUGAAUGAUGCCGCUGUCGUCACAGGGGCCGGCAGCUCUGAGUUAUGGCCGCCGAUAUUUGCAUGAAUGAAACGCACCUUGUGAUAAAUUAGCCGCUAAGCCCGGAGCCUCUAACUUACAAUGAUCUUUUCUUCGCGCUCGCGAUGACUUAAUUUAAGUGCCUCGGCUUCUACGCUCGGUCUUCGACUUCGACCAGAGGCCGUUAGCGGAAGGUGUUAAUUAACAUAUGAACAAAUACAAAAAAAAAAAAAAAAUACAAAAUAAAUACAAAAUAAACCACGGCAAUUCGAUAACCAAAUUUAAUUCGUUGUCUACAAAUAUGCGAGUGUGCUUGGGCCCACUAUUCCAGUUCAUUAGCAACAACAAAGGCGUUCACUUACUUUCCACAUACUAUACGAUUGCAGUUUGAGGCCCACUCGGUGUCCUAUGACAGCGAUUCAUCAGUAAAAACGCCACUCGAGUCAACGCGAACGCAAUAAAACCCUAAGGAAAAACAACAACAACAACUACGGGAUAAACAAAAGCGAGUGAUUUGUUUGAAAACAGAAGCAUGUGUGGCACAUUUGUGCAAAGCUCAGCAGAGAUUCGUUGGAAACUUCUAAAAUUUCAAAGCAACUAUUUGGGCGUGAAAAUAAUAUGAUGACAUUUGUGUGUGCGUUGCAUUUUCUUUUACGGCGCAGAUAUGUGGAAAAUACAUAACAAACUUUUAAUCUACUUACUCUGGAUUAUGGAAAUAAGAUUAGUGUCCAGCUUCGUCCAGUCGUCCAAGCUGUGCGGCCGCAUACCGGGCCUUACCCCUCCGCAGCGGCAACUGUGCGGCGAGACACCCGACGCCCUCAUCGCCUUGGGAGAGGGCUACCAGCUGGGCGCCCAUGAGUGCCAGUACCAGUUUCGGGGUCAUCGCUGGAACUGCACGCAGGUGUGGCAACGCAAUGUGUUCGCCCAUGUCAUGCACAUAGCUUCCCGCGAGGCAGCCUAUGCCUAUGCCAUAGCCAGUGCCGGAGCCGCCUAUGCCGUAACCGCGGCCUGUGCCCGCGGCAACAUCACCAUGUGCGGCUGCGAUGUGCGCCACAAGGCGGCCGAGACGACUGCCUCGACGAAGGUGGCGGCGGCUGGAGGGGCCAGCCAACCUGCCGAGCCCUGGAAAUGGGGCGGCUGCUCGGCAGAUGUCGACUUCGGCAUGCGGUUUGCCCGCAAAUUCAUGGAUGCACGCGAGCUGGAGCACGAUGCGCGCUCGCUUAUGAAUUUGCAUAACAACCGCGCUGGGCGAACGUUAGUGAAGAAGCUGCUGCGCACAGACUGUAAGUGUCACGGCGUGAGCGGCUCGUGCGUCAUGAAGACCUGCUGGAAAAGUCUGCCGCCCUUUCGUUUGAUCGGCGACAGGCUGAUGCAGAAAUAUCACAAAGCCAAAACUGUUCAUGCCAUCAGAGGCAAACGUGGACUGAAAUUAGUAUUAAGCAGAAGGAAGCAUGCGGCCCAGAAAUCACAGCCGUCGUGGCCGAAGCGGAUGGAGCUCGUCUAUUUGCAGCCAUCGCCCAACUACUGUGAGCGCAGCGUCCAGAUGGGCACUCUGGGCACUGUGGGUCGACUGUGCAAUCACACCGCCCAUGGACCCCAGAGCUGUGAUCUGCUGUGCUGUGGGCGUGGCUACAACACCCAGCAGAUACGGCGCAGUCGACAGUGCCGUUGUCAGUUCCGCUGGUGCUGUCAGGUGGAGUGCGAUGCCUGCGAGGAGAGCUACGAGGAGUUCACUUGUAAAUAGUUGAAUUUAUGCGAUGCUUAAGGAUGACAACUGUUGGUAGUUUAGUGUUACACAUAGCGACAUAAUUAAGUAUUAUCAAUUACGAUCAUACUUGUAUUACAAAGGCAAACAAAAAUCAAUACACAAACAAAAAUCAUUCCAAAAUAAAAGUUAUAAAAAUCGA